UAAGAAAUAAUCAAGAUCUUUUGAUCGGAACUCACUGUCGGCGUCACAGACAUGGCGCUUUCACGGCUUCGACAUCCAGUGCUCGCCAGAGCUCCGUCGCUGCUUUUCAGAGCUCGCCGUCUGUCCUCCGUCUCCUCCGCCACGUCUCUUUCUCGCACUUCCAGUGGACAAAACUCUUCGGUGGACAUAAAUGGCAUUUUGUUAAGGCCCACAUCCUUAGCUUUGGUCAAUGGAGUAUGUGAUAGCUCUUUGAAGCUCAAGAUGCAAAUUGGUGUACGAAAUUUUUCAUCUUCAGAUCUUCCUUCACAUGCAGUUCUUGGAAUGCCAGCUUUGUCCCCUACCAUGAGUCAAGGUAACAUUGCAAAAUGGAUGAAGAAAGAAGGUGAUAAGAUAGAAGUUGGCGAUAUUCUAUGCGAAAUAGAGACAGACAAAGCAACAGUUGAGUUUGAAAGUCUUGAAGAGGGGUAUUUGGCUAAGAUUCUAGUUCCUGAAGGUUCAAAGGAUGUGCCUGUUGGACAACCCAUUGCAAUAACGGUUGAGGAACUGGAUGAUAUCCAAAAUAUCCCUUCCACAGUUGGUGGUGGAUCAGAGGUUAAACCAACUCAACAGGAUAUCAAACAAGAAGAAACUGUACAGGAAACUAGUUCUGCUAACAUCAACACAGCAGAACUUCCCCCACAUAUUGUUCUUGGAAUGCCAGCGCUAUCCCCAACAAUGAACCAGGGUAACAUCGCAAAGUGGAGAAAGAACGAAGGAGAUAAGAUAGAAGUGGGAGAUGUGAUAUGUGAGAUAGAGACAGACAAAGCAACCCUUGAAUUUGAGAGUCUUGAAGAGGGGUACUUGGCGAAGAUACUAGCACCUGAAGGUUCAAAGGAUGUAGCUGUGGGACAACCUAUUGCUGUAACAGUUGAAGAUCCUGAUGAUAUUGAAACUGUGAAGAAUUCUUUUACUGGUGGUUCAGGGGUCAAAAAGGAAAAGCCAACCCGCCAUGAUCCUAAAGAUGAAGUUGGAGUGCAGAAAGGCAGUUUUACAAAGAUCAGUCCAUCAGCUAAGUUGCUAAUUUCAGAAUUUGGAUUGGAUACAUCAUCAUUGAAGGCAUCAGGUCCUCAUGGCACUCUACUCAAAGUGGAUGUUUUGGCUGCAAUUAAGUCAGGAAAGGUUUCUUCAAAAAGUUCUUCACCUGCAGAGAAGGCAUCUCCAUCACCUCAAAUCCGCCCACAAACUUCAGCUGUAGCAUCUCCUAGUCCAAAACCUCGCUUACAGCAAUCAGAUUCUUUUGAAGAUUUGCCCAAUACUCAAAUUCGCAAGGUUAUAGCAAGAAGGUUGCUGGAAUCAAAACAAAAUACACCACAUUUAUAUUUAUCUUCAGAUGUCGUACUGGAUCCUCUUCUUUCCUUCAGAAAAGAGCUUCAAGAAAAACAUGACAUUAAAGUUUCAGUAAAUGACAUAGUCAUUAAAGCUGUUGCUGUGGCUCUGAAAAAUGUAGCUGAAGCUAAUGCUUACUGGGAUGUCGAAAUAGGAGAAAUUGUUUUAUGCGAUGCUGUUGAUAUAUCAAUAGCAGUUGCUACAGAGAAGGGACUAAUGACUCCCAUCAUAAGGAAUGCAGAUCAAAAAACCAUUUCUGCAAUCUCAUCGGAGGUCAAGGAACUAGCUUCAAAGGCAAGGGCAGGGAAGCUUGCGCCAAACGAAUUUCAAGGAGGCACUUUUAGCAUUUCAAACCUGGGUAUGUUUCCAGUGGACCAUUUUUGUGCAAUUAUAAAUCCACCACAGGCUGGCAUCCUUGCUGUUGGCAGGGGAAACAAAGUUGUUGAGCCAGUAAUUGGAAGUGAUGGAACUCAGAAGCCUGCAGUUGUCACAAAGAUGAACUUAACACUAUCUGCUGAUCAUCGUGUUUUUGAGGGAAAAGUUGCAGGUGCAUUUCUUUCAGCUUUGCUUUCUAACUUCAGUGACAUUCGAAGACUUUUGCUGUAAUGUUCAAGAAAAUCUCAUAAAUUGAUUGUUGGGAAAUCAAGAAGUCAGCCAUAGUGGCGUAUGCCAUCAUCAUAAAGCUAGUUAGGAAAUUUUCAAAGAUCAUUCCAAAUUGUUCUGGGGAUACCCCUUUGCUGCAACGAUAUGUUGUGCCAGCUUGGCAUACAAAUUUUUUGUCAAAUCAUCGGACACAACUUGUUUAAAGAGAGAACCAUAAUUUUCGAUACU
Pistacia vera is the source of this 2196-nucleotide messenger RNA. Its product is annotated as dihydrolipoyllysine-residue acetyltransferase component 1 of pyruvate dehydrogenase complex, mitochondrial. Bases 52 to 1971 code for a protein of 639 amino acids. The record is from RefSeq and is a predicted model, not a curated record. Gene Ontology annotation, biological process: pyruvate decarboxylation to acetyl-CoA. Gene Ontology annotation, molecular function: acyltransferase activity. NCBI's taxonomy places the organism in Eukaryota, Viridiplantae, Streptophyta, Magnoliopsida, Sapindales, Anacardiaceae. The transcript is spliced from 23 exons. Gene Ontology annotation, cellular component: mitochondrion; pyruvate dehydrogenase complex.